UGUUCUCAUUAUCACUGCGUGCCCGAAUUCUGAGGAAAACCAUUCACAGUCACUGUGGUAUCUCCCCACAAACCACGACGCUAUAAACUCCACAGUGAGGAACACGGUCUCAGUCACCCCAGGGUUUCCAGACACCAAGGAUGGGAACCACAGCGCCAUGUCCCAUCCUUCUGCUUCUUUCAGUCUUGGCUCUUAACCAGACCGAGACCCAGGCCAGUGCCGGCUCACACUCGCUGCUCUAUUAUAUUACCACGACAUCUGGUCCCGGAGUCCGGGAGCCCCGAGUCAUCAUCGUCGGCUACGUGGAUGACACGGAGUUCAUGAGCUUCGACAGCAACACGGAGAGUUCGAGGACUGAGCCCCGAGGGUCAUGGGUAAAGCGAAUGGGUCAGAAGUUUUGGGAAGAGGAGAUAAACCUUGCCAAGAAUUUCGUACUGUGGGGCCGAGAAGACCUGCAGUUGGCAAUGAGCAUCUACAACCACAGUGAUGACGGUUCUCAUACCUUCCAGUGUUUUUUUGGCUGCGAAAUUGGGCCAGACGGGCGGCUCCUCCGAGGGUACCAUGAUCACGGUUAUGAUGGCAAAGACUACCUCACCCUGAACGAGGACAUGAGCUCCUGGACUGCGGGCGACACCUCGGCUCAGAUAGCUGCCCUCAAGUGGAAAGCUGAUGGUGUAGCAGAGUUCUUCAGAGCCUUUCUGGAGGGGAGAGGCAUAGAGACCCUCCUCAGACAUCUGGAGAUAGGGAAGGAGACACUGCAGCGAACAGAUCCCCCAAAGGCACAUGUAACCCAUCAUCUAAGACAUGAAGGAGAUGUCACCCUGAGGUGCUGGGCCCUGGGCUUCUAUCCAGCUGAGAUCUCCGUGACCUGGCAACGUGAUGGGGAGGACCAGAUUCAGGACAUGGAGCUAGUGGAGACCAGGCCUGCAGGGGAUGGAACCUUCCAGAAGUGGGCGUCUGUGGUAGUACCUUCUGGAGAGGAGCAGAGACACACAUGCCUUGUGCAUCAUGAGGGGUUGCCAGAGCCCCUGACCCUGAGAUGGGAGCCAUCUCCUCCGCCCAAGAUUGGAAUGAAUAUUGGUGUGGUUCUCCUUGGAGUUGUGGUCACUGGAGCUGUGACUGCCAUUGUGAUCAUGAGGAAAAGUAAGAGUAGGGAAGGGAUUGGUGUCUGA
This is a messenger RNA of Peromyscus maniculatus bairdii (prairie deer mouse), 1172 nucleotides long. The record is from RefSeq and is a predicted model, not a curated record. Lineage: Eukaryota; Metazoa; Chordata; Mammalia; Rodentia; Cricetidae.